AUGGCUGAAAUCGCUGUUACUGCCGUCAUCACUGUGCUGUGUGAGAAGCUGCUCUCUGGUGACCUGAUGAAGCUGGCUCGAUCUGAAGAAAUCGAUUCUCAGCUGAACAAAUGGAAGAAAACCUUACCCCUGAUCCAAGCCGUGCUUGGUGAUGCAAGCCAGAAACACAUAACAGACAGAGCUGUUCGAUUGUGGGUGAACGAUCUCCAGGACUUGGCUUACGACAUAGACGAUGUACUUGAUGAUUUGGCCACGGAGGCUCUGCGACGCAAGUUGAAUCAAGAAGCUCAUGCCAGCACCAGUACUGGUAAGGUAUUGAAAUUCUUCCCAAAUUGUUGUACAAAUUUCACUCCUCGCAACUUCAUGUAUGGUCGGAAGAUGAGUUCUAAGCUAGAUGAGAUCACUGCCAAAUUGCGUGAUCUUGUUGACCAGAAAAAUGAUUUGGGUUUGAAUGUGAAUGUUGAAAGGUCAAAUAUAAGAGAGAAACCAUUGGAGCAGACGUCACUGGUUGAUGAGUCCAAAAUCAUGGGUCGGGAAGGGGAUAAAGAGGCAUUGCUGGGGACGUUGUUGGGAAAUGAAGGAUGUGACCAGAAUGUGAGCAUAGUGUCGAUAGUUGGAAUGGGUGGGAUUGGCAAAACCACUCUUGCGAAACUCUUAUACAACGAGGAGAAAGUGAAGGAUCACUUUGAACUCAUGGCAUGGGUUUGUGUUUCUGAAGAGUUUGAUGUAUUUAACAUUAGCAAGGCAAUCUUCCAAGCUGUAACUGGUAAAAACGAAGACUUUGCUAAUCUCAAUCUGCUUCACGUGGCCUUCAAAGAAAAACUUUCAAAGAAGAGGUUCUUACUUGUUCUAGACGAUGUUUGGAACGAAGACCACAGUAAGUGGGAACUUCUUCAAAGCCCUCUUCUUGUAGGGGCAUAUGGAAGUAAGAUUAUUGUCACAACAAGGAGUACCAAGGUUGCAUUGGUGAUGGACUCGGAACUAUCUUAUGGUCUGGACGUUUUGUCAAGUGAAGAUGCACUAUCAUUAUUUGCUCAACAGGCUUUAGGUGAAAAAAACUUUGACAAACAUCCAACACUUAAGUUGCUUGGUGAAGGUAUUGUAAAAAAAUGUGGUAGACUACCAUUGGCUUUGAAAGCACUUGGGAGGGUUUUGAAGACUGAUAGAAAUAGUGAUGAAUGGGAGAAAUUGUUGAAGAGUGAGGUAUGGAAUAUAAAGGAUGCAAGAGGGAUUCUUCCGGCUCUUAAACUAAGCUACUAUCAUCUUCCUCCACAUUUGAAACUGUUGUUUGCAUACUCCUCCUUGUUUCCCAAGGACUAUGUAUUUGUCAAGAAUAAAUUAGUCCUGCUCUGGAUGGCAGAGGGAUUUUUGUCCCAAUCAAAGUCAAUGGAGAGUUUAGGUCAUCAGUAUUUUGAAGAGCUACAGUCAAGGUCCUUUUUUCAACAUUCAACGAAUGAUGAGUUACUGUAUACAAUGCAUGACCUGAUAAACGACUUGGCCACAAGUGUUGCAGGAGAGUUUUUCUGUAGAUUGGAUGGUGAGAUGAAUGUAUCGGACAGGAAUGAAAAUUUUGAGAAGUUCCGUCACUUUUCACUAAUAGGUCCACAAUUUGGAUCAUAUGGAAAUUUUAAUGAAUUACAAAGAGCUAAACGCUUGCGAACGUUCUUACCAUUGCCAGGUGGUUGGUUAGACAGUGGUCAUGUUGAAUUACUUCACAAACUACAGUUCCUAAGGGUGCUAAGACUAACUAGAAUCACAGAGGUGCCACAAUCGAUUGGUAGUCUCAAGCAUCUUCGGUAUCUUAAUUUUUCUUAUAGUGGAAUCAGAUGUUUGCCAGAACAAGUGGGUGACCUGUAUAAUCUACAGAGCUUGUUGCUUCAAAAUUGUUUUAUGUUAUCUAGCUUACCAGUAAGUUUUGCAAAGCUAAUAAACCUGCGACAUCUUGACACAAGUGAUACUCCGAAAUUGAACAAGAUGCCCUUAGGUAUUGGUGGGUUGACAAGUCUACAAACUCUACCCAAAGUCACUGUUAAAGAAGCUAACGGGUUCAAAAUAUCUGAUCUUAAGGAAUUAUCGGAUCUUCAAGGUCGGCUUUCCAUUAUUGGGCUGGAGAAAGUGAUAGAUCCAAUACAAGCAAAGGAUGCCAAGUUAUAUCAAAAGAAGGGUCUUGAAGUUUUGGAGAUGGAAUGGAGUGAUAAUGUGUUUGAUGAUUCUCGGGAUGAGACGAUUGAAUAUGAAGUACUUGAAGAACUAAGGCCUCCUCCUAAGUUAAAAAACCUCAAGAUUUUGAAUAACAAGGGAACGAGAUUUCCUAGUUGGGUCGGGGAUCCCACGUUUGAUCACUUAACAGAGCUUACAUUAUCUGGGUGUAGAAGUACACAUAUAAGAGUUGGACAUCUGAAGUCUCUUAAGAAAUUGGUUGUUGAAAGCAUGAAUGAGGUGAAGACUGUGGGUUUUGAGUUACUUGCACCUACUAAUUCGAAUCUUGGGAUUGCAUUUCCAUCACUUGAAGUUCUGAAGUUUUAUGAUAUGCAAGGUUGGCAGAGAUGGUCAAUUAAUAGUGCCAAUGAACAUGGAACUCCUAGUUCUUUUCCUCGUCUUCAUGAGAUCUCUUUAAUAAGUUGUCCAGAACUAUCUCAAGUGUCAAUCGGAUUGAUACCUUCACUUCGGUUUUUACGUAUAGAAGAAUGUUCCGAAGCAGUGUUAAGAAACAUGGUUGGUUUGUCCUCGUCACUUGUUGAACUAAAAAUGGUGAAUGUUAUAGGAUUUACUCAACUACAUGGAGAAGAUUUAAUGCAUCUUGGGGAAGUUAAACAUCUAUUUAUUUAUAGAUGUGACGAAUUGAGAUACUUAUGGGAACGAGAAUCCGAAGCAUGCAGAAGUCUUGUGAGUUUACAGAUCUUAGAAGUACGAGAUUGUAAAAAGUUAGUUUCAUCAGCCGAGAACGAGGUUAAUUGUGGGGUUAGAAUGGGAUCUCUUAAACAAGUGUUGUUUAUUAACUGUGGCAAACUAGAGAAUUACAAUUGUCCAAAUAGUGUUGAGAAUUUAGUGAUCAGGGAUUGUGAUUCACUGACAUCUUUGACCUUCUCAACAGUGCAUGAGCACCUGUUUGGCCUUACAUCUCUUGAAAUCAGAUUUUGCAAGAAUCUAAAGUCAUUUCCACAUGAGUAUUUUCAAAGUCUCGCAUCUUUGGAAGAACUGGAGAUACAUGAUUGUCCAAGUAUUGAUUACCCCUUUCCUUGUGGUUUGUGGCCUCCAAAUUUACACAAACUAACGAUAGGAUGCUUAAAAAAGCCCAUGUCAGAGUGGGGUCCGCAGAAUUUUCCAGCCACAUUACAUGAAUUAUACUUGCAUGGAAAAAAUUCAGGAGUGGUUUCAUUUGCAGUGGCAGAAGAUGUGAAGAAUAAUAUUAUUACUACUCCAUCAUCAUCUUUUCUUCUUCCACCAUCUCUUGUUUCUCUAACACUUUGGAAGUUUACAGAUGUGGAAUCAUUUUCAGAGGUCUUACAACACCUCCCAUGCCUUAAAAGACUUGAUAUUUUGUCAUGCCCUAAGAUUACAGAUCUUAACACAACUUUCGACCAAUCAAAUUUGACAAUAAGGGUGGUUUAG
Lactuca virosa is the source of this 3612-nucleotide messenger RNA. Lineage: Eukaryota; Viridiplantae; Streptophyta; Magnoliopsida; Asterales; Asteraceae. The record is from the annotation of a GenBank genome assembly.